Messenger RNA from Octopus sinensis (East Asian common octopus), 6103 nucleotides. RefSeq lists its product as uncharacterized. NCBI's taxonomy places the organism in Eukaryota, Metazoa, Mollusca, Cephalopoda, Octopoda, Octopodidae. Gene Ontology annotation, molecular function: metal ion binding. Gene Ontology annotation, cellular component: early endosome membrane. The transcript has 19 exons. The record is from RefSeq and is a predicted model, not a curated record. Gene Ontology annotation, biological process: endosomal transport. The coding region runs from base 378 to 5342 and encodes 1654 amino acids.
GAAACCAACACAAACGACACAAAACAAAAAAGAAAAACACUUUCUAUUUUUUUUUUCCUCAACUGUAAUUCUUCAAAUAGAAAGUUCAUUAAUUUGAUAUUCGUAAACACAUUGAAAUAUAAAUACAUAGACAUUUAAAAAAAAGAAAAAUAAUAAUAUAAUAUAUCGUUGAUACCAAGUUGAAGCGGCGGAAACUACCGAAAUUUGUCGAACGUUAGUUGGGUGAUGGCGUCGUUUGGUGGUGGUCCUUAUGAACGACCAACGCUAAAACUCCAUUGACACGGUAUCUCGGGAGAAAGCUGGUGUCAUGUCGUGACUAAUCUCACCACAUUAAUAUUACACGGAUUGCCAUCUUAAGGAUCAUACCAGCAUCUAAGAUGGAUAUCGUUGAUCUGGAUAAAGUUUUAGAUGACUUUGAAGAAGAUGAAGAGAAAGCAUCUGCAUUGGUGCCAAGUUGUGAAAACAAGCUGAGUGGUUAUGAUCAGUAUUUACCGACUCAGCCGGACAGUCAUUGGGAGUUGUACAGUAGAGGUUUUGGUUCUAUCAGUGGUUCUCACCAAAUAGUCGAUCAGCCUGCCUCCUCGGGCCCUACCAACAUUGCCUAUGAUAUGCCUUAUGAAGCUGCCCAUAAAUUUGACAUUGCAGAAGCCAAUUUUUCUGUCUUUCAAAAAGAAUGCAACCUUCAGACGCCAACUUCUGUUGUGUCCGUUCAUAAUGAACAAAAACUCAAUUUCCAGAAUGGUUUAAAUGCAAAUAUUACGUCGUCUUCAAUAGAAAUAAAUAACGAAAAAUUUGAAAAUGGAAGUGAAAUGAAAGAGAAAACUAGUCAAGAUUUACAAGAUAAACGACCUUUUCAAGAAACUCAGCCCCCUGAACUUACAACUCCUCUCGAUGACAUUAUUAUAAAAACAGAGGCGUUUAUACCACGCCGCGUGAACUUGAAUUUGGCAAAAAACAGUGAAAAUGACCAGUCAUGUAUGAAAUCCGAAAUUGGUAAAAAAACCUCAGCUAGUGAUCUGGAUGCAAAGAAUGAAAUGUCUGUGGUAGAAGACUCUGUUGAAUGUGUUGCUAUUUGUGAUAAACAAUGUCUAGAGAAUGCUUCUGUAACAAGCAACCAGACAGACACUGUUGCUGGUGUUAAAGAUGACGGAUCUGUUGGUAGCAGUGUCUGGACUGCAUCCGACCGUAACGAACUAUCAAACUCUCAGGAAGAACCCAUGUAUGAAAAUAACGAUAUUGUGAUACGAAAAGUUGAGGAUAUGUCUGCAGUGUGCUUGAACAAUUUAUCUGAUUCCAUGCAGAACAGUCAAGAAAACCUGCCUGAUAUGGACAUAACUGAACCCAAUGCCUUGCCCAGUCAGGAUCUAAGUUAUGACAUAGAUGAUAACCCAGCAGAGGAUUCCUCUCGGACCCUUGACACGAAUGAUUGUGACAACUUGGUGCCAUUAACUAUUGGCAGUAAUGAAACAAACUUCCAAGAGGUUGUUGGUUUUGAUUCUAUAGAUAACGAAGAUGAAGAUAUGGAAGAAUAUCUUGAAAAGUGCUGUUCAAGUGAACCAAUCCCUUUGUCUGUGAAUCCGUCUGGAGUAUUAGUUGAAGCUGAGUGUCAUGUACAUUCUGAAAUGUCUGGCUCCCCUAUGGAGCUGCCUGAAGUACUUGGCAACGGUGUCCUACCUAAUGAGUCUGUAAUGUCAGAAAACUUGGAUAAACCUAUGGAUUUAUCAAGUGAUACUGCUGCUCAUAUAACAAAUGAGGAAUGGAAUUCUAUAGACAUUUCUAAAAGCAAUUCUGAUUUCCAGUCAGAGAACUUUGAACACGAAACUCUGUAUGUUGGCGAUUCAGAUUUACCUAAUAAUUCUGCAGAAAAUGGUUUUCCUUCUCCAACAUAUGUUAGUUCAGGAAGUUGUGAACCUAUUGAGAAUGGUUUCCCAAGUUCCCCUGUAGAAAAUGGUUUAAAUUCAUCAUUUACAGAAUGCCAUCAAUCUUCUACACUUGGCGCUCGACCUAAAGAACCCACUUUACCGAAAUUAGCACGGCCCAACAGCCUUUUAGGUUUGUCUAAAGUGUGUUUGGACACACCAUUCGCUGCUGCUACCGUUGCACACAUUUCAAGUCCUGUCUCUGAUGAAGACAAAUGUAAAGAUUCUGCAUCCAAUGGCUUUCCUGAUGCCACAUCAGAUACACCAGUGACAGGGAAUCAGAAAUCAAUAACUCAACAGCUAUUAAGUCCGCUUCAACACAAGUUGAACAAUAUGGACAUUAAACAACGCCUUGAAAACGAUACUGAAAUAGAAAACAGUCCCAAAUCUCCUCAGCAUAACUGUGAUGUUGUUCAUUUAUUGCCUUGUGACAGUUUACAGAAAGAUGGCGCUGAAGAAAAUAUCAGCUCUGUAGAAGAGAAUAGUGAAAUUCGAGAAGACCAAAAAGAACUUGAUUUUAAUAACCAACCAGAUACUUGUGUUGAUUCGAUACAAGUGUCUUCUACAGAGUCACAUUCGUCACUGUCAGACACAACCCUAUCACCAUCAGCUACAGUGUCAUCUGGGUCUGGAGCAGUACGACCUCAUUCUUGGAGCCCUUCAAGUGGUGCUUCUGUUACUGCAUCUUCUUUGUUGAAAUCAAAGCGGCCUACCAGCCUAAAUUUACCACAACGCAUCCGAGAAGUGAAUACUCCAAAUGAUUGGUCAGGUGGAGUAACAUCACAGACAUUUCCUAAUGACUCUGAUAAUUCUAGCAGUGGUUGGUGGAAUCAGAGUGGAAUUCAGCCAAUAUCAGAAGAAAACGAAUCAGGGGUCGAGAAUGCUUCACAAGAAUUGACGUCUUCACCCACCACCUCACAGUCAAGUCUUAGCGGUGAUGGCGGAGUAGAAAAUAGCGAGGAAGGAGAGUAUGACCAUUCCGAGCAGAGUCAGUCACAACAGUCAGAACCCAAACCACAGCAACAACAACAACAACAGCUGCAACAGCAGCAGCAGCAGCAGCAACAACAAGACCAGGAAGUAUCAGAGGGUGAUAGGACGUCCCAUUCUCAGAUUGGUGCUGUUGCUCCUGUGUGGGUUCCAGAUGCAGAUGCCCCCAAUUGCAUGCAAUGUGAAGCCAAAUUUAGAUUCACAAAGCGCAGGCAUCAUUGCAGGGCUUGUGGCAAAGUAUUCUGCUCAGCCUGUUGCAGCAUGAAAACAAAGUUACAGUACAUGGAGAAUAAAGAAGCACGCGUCUGUUUAGCCUGCCACCAACUUAUCAAUAUCAGAGAGCUGGCCCUUGAUAACCUUGUUAUAACCAAGUCUUGUUGUAAGGAAGACGUAAAAGCGGAGAACCGGUCUGGACGAAGUCCUAACCCUAAUAACCCCAGUGAGUACUGCUCCACCAUCCCACCAUUGCAACAAGCCAAUGCGCAUGUUCCAUUGCCAACCGUCAUGGUUCCAGUCGGUGUUCUCAAGAGAGAGGGAAGCCAACGAAAGGGAGAACCAAAACAAGUCAUAUUCUCAGAUGGUAUUAGACCUGGGGGUGAUCUAACUGAAGAAGCCGAUCACCCUCAAGAUUCCCGUUUACCCCCCAGACGGACGGGACGAGUACAGAAAAAAGUAGAAAGGAUAACUCAGGGCAAUGAUCAAUCUAUAACUCCUCGCACACGCUGUUUGCGGUCAGCAAACAGCCCUCGAAAUAAAUGUCACAUCCCGGAAAAUGGAUUACCACCUGUUUUAUUGUCAAGUAGUGGGAAAGAUUAUGUGUUUGAUGAGAAUCCUGAUGUGGAGCAAAUUUUAACUAAAGUUAAAAGUGAUGAACAUGAACCUGUGAUAUUUUCAAUAAACAAUAACCUUUUUGUGAGUGUGAAAAUUGUACAGUUGGACUGUUGUGUAAAUCGGACCUGCUGGGCUUUCACUACUAAAGGCAUGUGUACAGUGGGGCAAGAUGAAAUAGUUAUUGUACUGGAAUGCUUUCAGGAUGAAAAAAUGAUUCCAAAAGAUAUAUUUUGGCAUUUUCAUACUGUUUAUGAAGAGGCUUACAAAGGUAAUCCUGUAUCAGAUAUGGGUCACACAAUAUUCAACCAGAGUUUCCUGGGGAGCCGAGAUCAUGGUGGCUUCCUCUAUAUCAGACCAACCUUCCAGUGCCUACAGAAAAUAACUUUACCUAGUCCUCCUUAUCUUUUUGGUAUUCUUCUUCAGACUUGGGAAGCACCUUGGGCAAAAGUCUUCCCAAUUCGAUUACUUUUGAGGCUUGGUGCUGAAUAUAGAUAUUACCCCUGUCCCUUAAUCAGUGUCCGGAAUAGGAAGCCAGUGUUUUGUGAAAUUGGUCAUACAAUAAUGAAUCUCUUGGCUGACUUCCGCAACUACCAGUAUAUGUUACCUCAAAUUAAAGGGGUUACAAUACACAUGGAAGAUAAAAGGACUGUUAUUAACUUUCCUCGAAAUCGAUAUGAUGAUUUAAUGAAAGUGGUAAUGAACAGUAACGAGCAUGUGAUGGCGUUGGCAGCUAACUUCAGUGCAGAGGCCGACUCACAUCUUGUAUGUAUUCAAAAUGAUGAUGGAAAUUACCAAACCCAAGCCAUCAACAUUCAGAACAAACCGAGGAAAGGUACAUAUUCUGUUGAGAGUGAUGUGAAAACUGGAGACUUUAGUGCACAUGCACACCUACUAGGUAUUGAUGCUUUAUCACAGCUAAAAUUGACAGGUGCUAGCUUUGUUGUUUUCAAUGGAGCUUUGAAGACGAGUUCUGGUUUAACAGCCAAGUCAUCAAUAGUAGAAGAUGGUUUAAUGGUUCAAAUUAGUCCAGAUUCUAUGGCUGCUCUGAAACAAUCUAUGAAAGAUAUGACGGCAUACACCAUUGGUUGUGGCAGUUUGGCUAACAGCAUUCCUGACGAAAUUGUUCUUGUACAUUGGGUAGAGGAUGACAAAAAUGUCAAUAUAGGGUUAUGCAGUGUCAUUGAUAACAUGUCUUUAGAUGGUGUGGAGAGUAUACACAUUCAUAACAGCCCCGAUUACAUUGGAGAAUGCAGAGCCAUCCGAUGGACGGAGGUCUUCUUGAUACAGAACGAGGAGUCAACUUCGUCACGUCUAGAGCCAGUUGACCUUAGCCGCUUGGCUGAAACACUUGCCCAAGCCUGCUGUAUUGCCCUCACGCCACAUUUAGACCGAUUGAAAGAGUCUUCCAUCUCUAAACUUGGUCUCCGAGUCAACAUCGAGUCAGAACGGGUUGGUUAUGAAAUUGGAUCAAAUGGUACCAAACUACCUGACUUCUACAUGAACGACCUGGAUAGUGAACUUAUUCCUGUGAUUCAUAAUGCCACUUCACACAGCCAAGAUGGACCUAUUAGCCUUGAAUUGAUUUUCCACAUCUUGGACUGACAACCUGCCACAGAAACUAUCAUUCUCUCAUCCAUCCAUAAUAUUUCUGAGAUCUUUGCCUCAACCGAGCUAUUCAAAAUAGGUGCCGUUCUAAGACGAUAACAUUUAACCUAUGCUCUCAGUUAUCUCAACAGCAACAGCAGCGACUAAACCAAUUUAUCGGAGAGUUUCAACACACGAAAGAAUCACUUCUGUCCAAGAACAGCAACUUUGUAACAGUUCUUGGAUGUCUGCUUUUCUUCUCUAUAUCCCAAACAUCAACUAAACCAGUCACAUUUCUCUCAAUUAAGAAGAAUAGAUUUCAUCAUUGAUUUCACCUGUUUGCCACCAACCAGCUCUCUCUUGUUGGUUAAAGGUGUGUCAACUGACUCAUUCAUUGGUUUUUUUUUUUGUAUUCAUCAUGACCGUGUGUGUGUGUAUGUGUGCGCACGUGAGAAAUGACUGGUGUUUCUGCCUCAUGCUGGAGGGCCACCAAAUGACUGCUUUGUGAAUAUACCUUAACGUUUGUCACUCAAAGACAAUGACCAAGGAGACACUUUUAUUGUUAUUCAUUACCAUCAUCAUUACCGUCAAAAUUAUAGUUAUUAUUAUUAUUAUUAUUAUCAUCAUUAUUAUUAUUAUCAUUAUUAUUAUUAUUAUUGUUGUUGUUUGUGUGUGCAUGUAUAAGGGCAUGUGUAGAGACGGUUGUGUAUGUUGAUAUUUGACUGAAAUCACUCUGAUAGUGUCUCAAUGGCUAAACUUGUUUCCAUUUCCUAAUAUUU